AUGGAGGAUGGAGGAAGGAAGGAGGAAGGAUGGAGGAAGGAUGAAGGAAGGAUGGAGGAAGGAUGGAGGAAGGAUGGAGGAAGGAUGGAAGAAGGAUGGAGGAAGGAAGGCGGAAGGAUGGAGGAAGUAUGGAGGAAGGAUGGAGGAAGGAUGGAGCAAGAAUGGAUGAAUGAUGGAGGAAGGAUGGAGCAAGAAUGGAUGAAUGAUGGAAGAAGUAUGGAGGAAGGAUGGAGGAAGGAUGGAGGAAGGAUGGAGGAAGAAUGGUGGAAUGAUGGAGGAAGGAUGGAGCAAGAAUGGAGGAAUGAUGGAGGAAGGAUGGAGGAAGGAAGGAGGAGGGAUGGAGGAAGGAUGGAGAAAUUAACUGUAGAAUAA
Eurytemora carolleeae is the source of this 372-nucleotide messenger RNA. RefSeq names its product pentatricopeptide repeat-containing protein At1g10270-like. The record is from RefSeq and is a predicted model, not a curated record. Lineage: Eukaryota; Metazoa; Arthropoda; Copepoda; Calanoida; Temoridae. Bases 1 to 372 code for a protein of 123 amino acids. The transcript has a single exon.